CUGGCAAUUCAGUUGACUUUCUGUGGCACUCGUGUAUUGACCGACUUAUCAUCUACGUGGUGCGGGAGCCGAUAAGCCGCCACGAUGCAGCUUUUGGCAUGAAUUAUCCAGCAAUUGCUUGAGUUUCUCUUCCUCUCUCUUUGUACUCUGGCAAAAUGUUUAAAGAGUGGCGGAAACCGAAUUACAAACGCUGGCAGCAUCAUCAGCAGCAGCAGAAAAAACAAACGCUACGGCAGCUACAGCGCCGAAUGCUUGACAGAGAGACGAUGAUUGUGUUUGUCUAUGACACAGAGUGUCUGAAGGACGAGGCAGAUGAUCCGAUUGCCGCGGUGCUCUACUUCCAUCCCAGCUGGGUAUCGGACACACAGAAAGUAGCCCUAUGUGGCCAGCUAAUGGGCACCUCGUACUUCCUCAAAGAUUGCUUCUUUAAGCCUCGGAUUCUGGCCUUGCAGAACGGCAAGUUCGUGCUCAAGGAGUUCGGCCGCUUUACCUUGGCCGUGGGCACUGAUCGCAAUAUUGGAGACGAAUUGCUGGAGCAUCGGGCGAAUCUGUUGAGCUCACUUUUGAAGUUCUUCCAUCGGGACUUGCAGUCGCUGCACGAUCAGUAUGCACAGCCCGCACAGCAGCACAACCGGAAUCUCAACGAGAAGCUGUAUCACAUAUUUGAGACAUAUCUACCCAUGCUUCAACGCAAUGGCAACACAUUCCAGAAUGUGCCAAAGUUGCGUAUGCCCAAGACCGCCAGCCAUAUCUACCUGGAGGCCAUACAGACUCUGCAAAGCUGUCAGCAAACAAAGGGAAUUCUUGGCGGUGCUAUUCUCUACCACAACAAAGUGGUUGCCUCCCAGCUCGGAGAUGUGGUGACGAAACAAUUGGUGCUUACCGAUCCCCGUCAUGUGCGCACAACGGCCGAGCAGCUGAACAUGCAACAGUUUCACAUACCGCACGGCGUGCAAAUGCUGGUCGUCUAUGUGGAGCAGGAGCAGUAUCGCAAGCUGGUCACGGAGGCACAGCGUGCGCAGAAUCUGCAGACGACAACCACGCAGCUGGGCCAAGGGUCACUUCCAUUCCAAUAUGCGAAGCGUAAGCUGAAGCGCGACAAGUCGCUCAUCUUCACCCAUAUACCUGAGGAGGAGCAGGCGACGUCGACAUCGGAAACGGUGGAGCUGCCCACGGCUAGGCCGAAGUCAAUGAGGCCAACCCACUUGCCGUUGCGCUUGAAGAGCUUGCAUAGCAAGGAGCUGCCCGAGUCUGGCAUUGCUUCCAUCAAUUUCGAUGAAACGGACUCCUAUCCCGAGUUCAUUGGCCGCACUAGCGUCUGCAAUACGCCAAUGACGGAGAACAAGGUGCUGCCGGUUGCUAAUGUUAUGUCUAUAUGCGCCAAUCCUGAAGACGAGGAUGCUGAUGCACAUAACUCAAAUGGCAAGGUGGCAACAGGAACGGCCUCGUCGUCGCGUCGUAACUCGCUCAAGCAAGAUGUGGAGAAGUUCUUUCAGAACUUCAUCAGCAAUCCGCACAAGCAGCUGACGCGUCGCAAAUCCUCAGCCGAUUUGCAGGAUGCUCUGCGUGCCAUUUCCAAGAAAUUGGGUCACAUCACACACGGCUUCAAGACGGAUGAGAAUCGCAAUGGCAAUGGUCACGCCGAUGGCAGCUCCGAUGCAUCUCCCGACUUCAUAGAGAAUGAUGAGCGCAGCAGCUCACGUACGAUUAGCGAUCCCACCUAUCCGGUUUUCAAUGCCAACGGCCAGCAGAUAUCACGUAGCCUGUUCCAACAGUUUCUUGAGCAGUAUCGCAAGCUGUGGGGCGUGGCCAGCGAACAGGCCGCACAGGACGCCGAGUUGGCGGCGCUCGUUGCCGAAUUUCAGGAGUUCAACAUGGAAAUACAGAAGCUGGAUGAGCACAUGAGACAGCAGGCUGCCGAGGCAUCGGCCUCGGAGGCCACUGAAGCAGCCGAUCGUAAUCUCAACAUAACUGCAAAGACGCCGUCAGAUAAACGGGCCAUGUGUCUGCCCCUGAAGUCAGCGGGUGAGUGCGGCAAUAUGGAGACGAUUGUCGCCCAGCGUCGUAAUGGAGGCGCUGGCGUCCCCCUGACACCGCUCAUGGCUAAGCUCUCUGUGCUGGCGCUCAACGAGACCACGCCCAUCGAGAUACAGACGCCGCUGACGAGCAGUAAAGGAUUUCCGCGUCGCAGCUCGCUCAAGUGCGAAGAUGCCGUCGAUGCUCUCGCCGCAUUCUCCAAUGCGCAGCCAGCUGUAGCAACAUCCUCGACGGAUGGUCUGCAGCGCACGGAACUCUACGUGUGCGGGCAGCAAAAUAUGACUUUGCUGCUGCUAAUGGAAGAGGGCUCCUGCUUUCAGCAGAACAUUGUACAGAAGAUGUUUGACAUUUGCGUAGCGAAAUUUCCGCACAUGGAAUCUCAGUUGAAUCAAACGCUCAACGUCAAUGUGGAGGGCGAUAAGCGGGAUUGUGGCAACUACAGCUUCAUGUGCAUCGAUGCCAAGUGGGAUGCACUGCAACGCAAUGGGCCGUGGAAUCCGCUGGAGCUAAAUACGCUGGAGAGCAUGCACUGCGAUCUGAAGCAACGGAGCGAACAGCUCACCGAUUUAAUACUUCGCUCCCAUGACUCGGUCUUUUAUGGCUACAGGUGCGGACGCACCGAGUUCUUCUACAAGGAGCCCACACAUCAGAUCAAUGGCAUACCACCGCCCUCGGAUCCCAUUGGCAACAUUCAAAUGCGCGCCAAAUCGCGUCUGGAACGUGAUCAUUCCUACAUGCUCUUGUAGAUUUCGGAUUAACCAUAUGCAUAAACAAAACAAACAACAAAAUACAAAUUA
Molecule: messenger RNA, 2834 nt
Organism: Drosophila mojavensis
Lineage: Eukaryota; Metazoa; Arthropoda; Insecta; Diptera; Drosophilidae
Gene: HPS4
Exons: 7
Coding region: 156-2783 (875 amino acids)
Biological process (GO): vesicle-mediated transport
Source: RefSeq, a predicted model, not a curated record